This is a messenger RNA of Adineta steineri, 1329 nucleotides long. The record is from the annotation of a GenBank genome assembly. NCBI's taxonomy places the organism in Eukaryota, Metazoa, Rotifera, Eurotatoria, Adinetida, Adinetidae.
AUGUUAUUUCAACGGAUCAGACAAGAACUACUUGAAUUUAAUCUGUUUAUAAGUAUUCCACGUUCAACAGAUGAAACUAUUCUUCGACGACAACAUCAUACAACACGCUUAUAUUUAGUUUUGUUAUUGGUAACUUCAAUUACUAUGAUUUUUUAUACGUUUCUUGAAUAUAUUACAAUCAGUAAGACUAUUGAAUCUCCAUCGUUAGAAAUUUUUGCUCGACUGAGAAAGGAAUAUCCAUUGACACUUGAUUGUCCAUGUAGUCGAACUUCAUUCGAAUAUAAACAAUUUUUUUCUGAUAUCGAAGUUGAAUACCAUGAAAUCUGUUCAUCUGAAUUCACUACUCCUCGUUGGAUCCAACUUCAAUUUAAUGAAUCUUCCAUGGACGUAAUUUUCAUCAAUGAUGUUCGUUUUCAAUCUCAAAUGCAUUUUCAGCUUUUAUCUACACUUUGUCGUGUAGCUAAACAAACUAUCGAAGAUAACACUCAGUCAUUUUAUCGAACAAAAUUGAUUACUCCUAAAGUUAAUGAUAAUUUUUCUUUUCAAAUCGAAUCUAAUUUAAUUCUUGAACAAUUCAGAAGAACAGUACCAGAGUCAUAUCAACGCACAUUACAACUAAUAGAAGCAAAUACUGAAAUUAAUCAAUUGAUUGUACCACUCAAUUCUAUUUUUCGAUCUCGAAUGGAUGUUCACAACAAAGAAGUUUUUCGCUUAGAACCUGAGGUAAAUGCUCGGCACGAUCGUCCUGUAUGUACAUUCACCGAAAAAUGCGAAUGUUUCUUUUUGUUUCCCGGCGAAUGUGUUCUAGAAACAGUUGUUGUAGAAGAAGACUUCUCCCGCAAAACUAUUCCAGGAAUGAGACUAACAGUAUCUCCUAUUCGCUCUGUUUUAAUAUCAACAUUAGAAUGUUUCUACAAUGAAACAUGUCUAUCUGAGAUUACACGUAAAAUUAAUUCUCUAGUUUCACCAACAAAUUUUUCAACACUUCGUUUAUCAUCGUUAGUAAUGAACGAAAGUCAAAAUGAUACAAUCGAUAUGUUGGCAAAGAAACUUUUUAUUCAAUCAUGGUCUAAUCAAACUAGUUCAUAUGAAUCUUAUUUUAAUCAAUGUCAUCCUUUAUCUUGUCAAUAUUCAUAUCUAAGUCGAUAUAAUAUAAUCGAUGCUGUUACAAGAAUUAUUGGAACAUUGAGCACUCUUAAUUUUCCUCUAGCAUUAUUAGUACCGUAUCUCAUCAAACUAUCAUCUUAUAUUUGGGCUAAAAUCAAAUCUCGGCGACAAAAUACAAUCAGACCAUCUGUAGAAACGGUCUCUACCAGAAGAGGUAAAUAA